Messenger RNA from Zophobas morio, 931 nucleotides. Its product is annotated as replication protein A 32 kDa subunit-like. The transcript is spliced from 11 exons. Gene Ontology annotation, biological process: nucleotide-excision repair; DNA replication; double-strand break repair via homologous recombination. Gene Ontology annotation, molecular function: single-stranded DNA binding. The record is from RefSeq and is a predicted model, not a curated record. Lineage: Eukaryota; Metazoa; Arthropoda; Insecta; Coleoptera; Tenebrionidae. Gene Ontology annotation, cellular component: nucleus; site of double-strand break; chromosome, telomeric region. The coding region runs from base 128 to 931 and encodes 267 amino acids.
UGCAAAACUCUUAAAAAAAAGUUUAAUCACUACUGUUACUUUUCUGUUUGUUUUUUUAUUACCCUUUAUAUCUAUCUUUGCAACUUUCUAAACGGGAUUGUAAAAAGUAUUAAAAUCACGGAGAUAAAUGAAUUUUCCACAGUCACUGCAGGGUGGUUUUAUAACUUCUAAUCUGGGAGGACGUUCUUCCUUUGAUUCCCCUAUAAAAAAGGGGCAUAUUGAAGGGACUAUAGAUUGCUGCUUGCCGGUGACCAUAAAGCAAAUGUUGUUCUCCGCUAAUAAUGAACAGGAUGAGGUCCGCAUUGACGGGAUUAUCCCCUCACAGUUAACUUUUGUUGGCAUGAUAAGAAGUCUCACAAGAAAUUCUACAAAUAUCGAUUAUCUUAUUGAAGAUUCGACCGGAAGUAUCAACGUUAGAAUGUGGUCGGAAGGGGAUGAUAUUGGAGUUUAUGGUUCAAAAGGGAAUGAAUUUGUUGAAGGGAGUUACGUCCGAGUCUUUGGGAUUUUGAGAAAUUUUUUAGAGAAGUGGUCCUUUAAUGCGCAUCAUUUUGCGCUUGUCACUGAUUACAAUGAAAUUACCUUUCACCUUCUUGAAGUUAUUCAUACUCACUUGCUUAACGUUCGAGGCUCAGUCAUAACAAACGAAGGGCUGACCAGCGGAAACAAUGAACUUUUAAACAGGGGCGGUUAUUUCCCCCAACAAUCACAAUAUUACGAGCAGUUUGAAACAGAGCUGCAGAAGCAGGUGUUCGAGUGCGUCUGUCGUGGAAAAGAGCAGGUUGGCGUCCCAAUUCAGUCGAUCAUUCAGGAACUAAGACACUCCAACGAAUAUGAGAUCAGAAAUGCUGUUGAGUUUCUUUCUAACGAAGGGCACAUCUAUUCAACCAUCGACGAUGAACAUUUCAAACCGACGGAUGAGGAAAUCUAUUAA